ACUUGCCCGAAAUUGCUUCUCCCCCAACCGUCGAGAUGCCCACAUCACUCUUUGCACAUCAACAACACCACGCUUUUCGCCAGGCACACGGCGAAGACGGCGACGUGCACUAUAUCCAUUCCUCCUACUCCAAGCAACUCUACAUAAUUUCGGAGCACGACUAUGUCCACUCGCUGAUCCACUCGGAGCGCGUCGCCAGCGCCAAACCUCCUCCUGCUUCACCGCAACAACUCCCGCCUUAUCAACACCACCAACUUAUCCGUCCCGUCCACCACCCCUCCCGCGACGCUCGAGCUGCUGCACCACUCCCGCCCAAGAGGCAGCCACGACCCCUCAUGACCACUUUUUCCUACUCGUCCGCCGCCAAUAUGGCCCUCGCUGCCGCGCCUCCCGGCAGUCCGCCAGACCUGACCAACUCCAAGUCGAGCAAGUCGUCGAGCCUUCACUCUUCCAACAUAUCAGAUGCCAUGGGCCCUGCCGAUCUCUCUCACUUCGAGGACAUCAACUUGGACGACAUCCAGGGUCCCGGUGCUUUUCCCAUUCCCAUCUCCCCUAGUCACCGCGUGCUCUUCGAAAGCUCGCGCCCGGCCCCCAUGAGCAGGAGCAGUGCUCCGCAGUCGGCACCUCACUCGUUCCGCGACCUCACCGGAGGCAAGAAGUCACGGCAUCUUGCUUUGGCUGCCUCGGUCAAGAACCCCGCCCGAUCUCAGGCCCAAUUAAAUGCUCCUGGCCAGUUGAGACGGGGAUUCUCCUCUCCCUCCGCCCCCAUGCUCUCCAACAUCACCAACCUGGCUGCACCCGGUCGACGUUCACGCUCGCCUUCUCCUGCCAACUCUCAGAGGUCAUUCACUUCUGCUCCGAGGUCCCUGUCCCGCAAGAGCUCUCGCGCCCAGGAAGUCUCGCCCUCCAGCACACCCAUGAAUCCCAGAAGGCAAUCAUGGCAGACGGCAGCCCGCAAGACCGCCAAAGAGCGCGAGGCCGAGUGCGAUGAUGAAGGAGAUGACGACCUCCCUGACGAUGCCAUCAUAUGGAAUGUUCCCAUCUCGCCCCGCCCUGUGCAGGAUCGCUCCCCUGCUGGCUCGUUCUGUGGAAGCCCGCCCGAUACCAGCCCUAGCCCUGCUGUGAGCCGUCCAAGUUCAUCGAGAGGCCCUACGCUUUCGGCAAAGACUUCGCCCGCUCCGUCUGAACGCCGUGCCUCUUCCCAACCGCCUCCGAUCCCUGAAGAUAAGGAGGAGUCGCCUGCACCGCAGCCGCUCAGUCGUCAACGAACACACACCUGGCAGACUACCUAUACAACGCUGGAUGCCGAUGCAAAAAAGCUCACCGAGGCUCUAGAGGAGUACCAGACCGAGAUCGAUCAGCAGGAGGAGGUCAAGCGACAGCAGACGGGUCUCUCACGCUCGUCCUCGGUCGACCACCCUGUUGAGUCAAAGCGAAAGGCCGUAUCGCUUCCGCCCAUCCGCAAGAGCGAUCCUUUGAUUGAUCCUUUCCAACCUUCAAUCGAGAAGACCAAGUACCUUUCGCGCACGAGGCCCUCCUGGCUGCCACCCAAGGAUCCCAAAGAGGAGAAGAAGCACCUCAAGGAAUAUCAGCGAAUGUUGGCUCGUAUCGCGGAAGCCGAACGCCUCGAGGCCGAGCGUCAGGCAAAAGAGGCCGAAUCUCGCGAGAAGGCCGAACGCAUCAAAGCUGAAUACUGGUCUACCCUGCUUCUUCCCAACUGGGAUACGGAGAUGGUCAACCCGGAGCUCAAAGGCUCGCACCGCAAGAUGUGGUGGAAUGGGGUUCCGCCCAAGCUGCGCGGUGUGGUCUGGAGCAGGGCUAUCGCUAAUGAGUUGGAAGUAACCGGGACUACCUUCAAUGUAGCAUUGAAGAAAGCCGAGAUGGAGAUUAGAAAUAAUGCUGAAGCGGCCCUCGGUGGUCGCUAUGCACAGAUCAUCGAGAACACAAAGUCGGUUUUCCCGGAGCUCAAGAUGUUUGCACCCAAGACGGAUGAGCUGCCGGAGCAGCCGCUUCAUCAGGAGCUAGUCAACAUCUGCAUCGCCUACAGUGUAUACCGCUCGGACGUUGACACGACCAAUGGAAUUCACCACAUCGCGGCUCUCUUCUUGCUCAACAUGAGCGCGGCUGAUUCCUUCAUUACCCUCUCGAACCUUCUUAACCGCCCGCUUCCGCUAUCGUUCCUCGUCCGCGAUCCUUCCGCAAUGACGGCGGCAUACGAUACCACUCUCCACGCUCUUUCCAAAAAGACGUCGUCGUUCGCCACUCGCCUCGCAGAACUCCGCGCGGAGCCUCACGCUUACCUUCUCGGAAUGUUCAGCUCGCUGUUCUGCGACCGCUUUUCUGUUGAACACACUGCAAGGCUGAUGGACGUAUACACGAUUGAAGGAGAUAAGAUCCCGCCUCGUGUUGCGGUGGCACUUCUGACCACCAUGGAGACCUCGUGCGUGGGCAGCGACGUAGACGAUGUGGUCAAGACACUGAAAGAAAAGGCAAUCCGCGAGACUCCUGAUGAGUUCAUGGGCAAGGUGUACGAAGCCGGAAAAAGCUCGUAA
Periconia digitata is the source of this 2552-nucleotide messenger RNA. NCBI's taxonomy places the organism in Eukaryota, Fungi, Ascomycota, Dothideomycetes, Pleosporales, Periconiaceae. The record is from the annotation of a GenBank genome assembly.